Messenger RNA from Penicillium alfredii, 2262 nucleotides. RefSeq lists its product as uncharacterized. The transcript is spliced from 4 exons. Lineage: Eukaryota; Fungi; Ascomycota; Eurotiomycetes; Eurotiales; Aspergillaceae. The record is from RefSeq and is a predicted model, not a curated record. Bases 1 to 2262 code for a protein of 753 amino acids.
AUGCUAUCACGCCUGUCCAGAACCUGGAAGACUAAUCCCCGGCCCCUGUCGCAAUUUCCUAGAUUCUCCUGGGGUCAAUACCCUGUGAAACCUCUCCUCAUUGACACCUCCACCUCCGCUUCUGCCUCGUACUUGAGGUCCGUGGUUGAGGACGACGACGACGACGAAGAAGAAGGCGCCGACUUCUUCGACGCGGGUUACGAGAACCAGUUCACGAAUGGAACCCCCCUCCACAGUCGUCUCGUGAGCGAACCUUUUAUCCCACACCGAGAUCUCCGACGGAGGCCGGUCCCCUGUGCCAUCACCAAUGCCUCCUCUCGCAAACGUCCCUAUCAAACCCCCUCCCCCUUUGAUUCCAAGUCUAAUGGCUUUGGCCCACCUGUCCGUACCGCGUCCUUGGGGACACCCAACGCACAAGAUGUGCAUGCGUCAAAGAUGGCCGACCUGGAAAAUGAAUUACGAGAAAUCAGUUCCGAGCUGGCAGGGUCCAUUCGAAGGGAAAUGGACCUGGAAGACCUGGUCGAACGAUUACAAUCCGAGGGCCCAGAUGCCAACCGACGCACCAGCGACUACUUCUCGGACUCGGGUACCAGCUCUGUUCGAUAUGCCCCUGACCCGGGGCGCGCCGAAGAUGUUGAGAAGAUUCGCCGCGCCGCCGAGCAGGAACGAGCGCAAUUGAAGGUCGAGCUCUCACAAAAGUUGCAGGAUGAGCGGUCCCAGCGAUCCGCGUCCGAGGCACAUGUCCAGCUACUAGAAAAUCAAGUGCAGCAGGUACGACAGCCUCAACCCCUGAUUGAUAUGGAUACCCGCCGAAAGCUGCUUGAAGAACGACAAUCGAAAGACAACUUCGAGGAUCUGCUCACUGCCAUGCGAGUAGAGCUAGAGCAAUUACGAAAUGAACGAGACCAGCUUCGAGAAGGCCACACACCCAGUGCUGAGAUGAAUCGCUUGGUGGAAGAGAUCGAAGCUCUCAAGAUUGAAAACGCGUCUUUGGCCCAGUUGCAGGGAAGUCGAUUCGCUUCAAUUGCGGAAGAGGAUGGCAUGGCUCCCAAACGCAACUCGGCAUUUGGCCUUUCACGGUCGAAUUCCCUUGCCCGGAAACCCGGCGGUGGCGGCUUAUCUCGAUCGAACUCCGUGUCUGGCGGGAAGGGAGAGAGCCGUGAGUCGCUGGCGGACAAGGCCAAAGACAUGGAAGCCCAGCGGGAUGCGCUCCACCGGACCUUGAAGAGCCUUCUUGCUCGCCACACGGUCCAAGCUAGGGAACACGACAAGCAUGCCCGCAUCUUGGAAAUCGAGCUUGCUCGGGCUCAGCAGUCGGGCCCGCGCAAACUCGGCUACGAACGAGAGGUGCGGAACCUGCGAGAAGAGGUGAACCAUCUUCGCCUGCGCGCCGAGGAUGCCUUGGAUGGCAAGUGGCAGUGCGAAAAGAACUUGGCGGGUCUUAAGAUGGACUUGGAUCGUGCCGAACAGGAGACCAGCUCUCUCCGGGUACUUCUGCAGGAGCACGACACUCCCGUCCCCGAAGAAUUGCUGGCUGACCAGGAGAGCUUUGCUGAGGUGAUGGCUACAUCAUCUUCCCUGGAGUCCGCCUAUCAGCAGCUCCAGGCCGCCCGCGUCGAGGCUGAGGCUAGUGCCGCGUCAGACGAUCUUGCGGCAUCCCUCCAGCGAACCAACAUGCUGUCCACCAGUGUACAACAGCAGUUGCACAUCAACACCUCCCUGCGCGGCCGGUUGGCAGCCGCGGUUGAUAAGGGCGAGAGGGACCAGCAACUAUCAGUGGAGCGCAUCAAUCUGCUGCAGGGCCGACUUAAGGAGCUCGAGGACAACCUCUUGGUGGCCCAAGGACACUCGGAGGAAGAAAUGGGCAAACAUGAAGAGCAGAUCCGCCAGUUGAAGGACAGCCACAACGCUCAACUGAUGCGGAUGAAGCACGGGGCUCGUGCCCCGGCCAACCUUUCCCCCCGGACACCGAACACUCCCUUCGGUGACCGGACACCGCGUCUGGAUAAGACCACCAGUGGCGAGGGCAUGCCUCUGCCCGAGGUGGUCCAGGCCGACGCCUUGGAGAAACGGGUCAAGGAACUCGAGAAACUUCUCCGCGAUGCAGACAUGGAGAUGGAAGAAGUCAUUGGGCGGAUGAACCGCACGCAAGUGGACGUGGCGGAGCUUCAAUCCGACCGUGAUGAGGCUAUCCGCCAGACUCGCCGGCUCCAAGGUGAAAUCCAAGCCGAGCGUGAUGCGUUCAAGGCCCUCCUGGGCUAA